AUGUUCGCAUCGAAUUUGAUAUCGAUGAUUGACCAUUUCGUUGAUAUCAAUCUUAAUAAUAUCAGCUUCUCGCUCAAUAAUCACAUCUCGAAAAAUCGACGAGCCAAAGAGAUGAAUUCAGGUAUGGAGGAUUGUGGAAGAGUAUAUGAUCAUAAUGAUAAUUCGAACGCUGAUUACAUAGAGUGUUGUCGACGUAUGGUGCAUUUAGACUUUAGUGAAACUCGGCUUAGUGGAUGGGGUUCGAAACAUCCCAAUUCCGUCAGGGGGUACUAUUGUAUUGGACAUUGUAACAAAUACGGUGGAUACAGCAAUAAUUCCAAUGAUAGCAGUAAUAACAAUAACGGAUAUCAGAGUUUUUACGCAGAACUUAUGAAUGCACAUGCAGAUUCGUUCGGUUUGACUCCGUGCUGUGCUCCGAUCAGAUUCGACCCUCUGACAGUGACUGUUAAGCACGGAACGUUAGUUAUUCGUCGUUGA
This is a messenger RNA of Anisakis simplex (herring worm), 477 nucleotides long. Lineage: Eukaryota; Metazoa; Nematoda; Chromadorea; Rhabditida; Anisakidae. The record is from the annotation of a GenBank genome assembly.